Saccharomyces kudriavzevii IFO 1802 is the source of this 780-nucleotide messenger RNA. It is a transcript of the gene CWC24, whose product is annotated as U2-type spliceosomal complex subunit CWC24. Gene Ontology annotation, molecular function: metal ion binding. Gene Ontology annotation, biological process: snoRNA splicing. The record is from RefSeq and is a predicted model, not a curated record. Gene Ontology annotation, cellular component: U2-type spliceosomal complex. NCBI's taxonomy places the organism in Eukaryota, Fungi, Ascomycota, Saccharomycetes, Saccharomycetales, Saccharomycetaceae. The coding region runs from base 1 to 780 and encodes 259 amino acids. The transcript has a single exon.
AUGUUUAGGAAGAGGAUAGUGAAGAAGAGUUCUUCUGAUGAAAAGAGUCUGAAGAAAAGGCAAAAAAUUGAUUUCAGCGAAGAGAAACCGGUGACUAGCGAUGGUGAAAAUGACUUCUGUGGUAAGAUACCCUUAGCAAAAGCUGGGAGGGGCAAGGAACUUCGACCUGCAAGGGCUGAUUAUCGUGAACAAUGUAGGAAUAGUGAAGAUUCAGACAAGUAUAGUCUGACGGUCAACGACGACAGCACCAGAGAGAAUCUUUUAAACUUUGAGAGAAGAGAGCUGGCUGAGAAAAUGAAAAAGAAGCGGUCCAACGAAAACAAUGAGCUAGUAUUGAAUAUGAGUGGCAAAAGUGCACAGUCAACGAGGAAGAUUAACCAACCAACGAAUAUUCGGACCACGGUGCUUAUGGAUUUUCAGCCCGAUGUUUGCAAAGAUUACAAGCAGACAGGCUAUUGUGGUUAUGGAGAUAGCUGCAAAUUCUUACAUUCGAGGGAUGAUUUCAAGACUGGCUGGAAGUUGAAUCAGGAAUGGAAUGUGGGGGGAGAGGGCUCGAGAAAGGUCACGCUGGACUUAGACAAGAUCCCAUUCAAAUGCGUUCUUUGUAAGGAGGACUACAAAUCGCCCGUAGUUACAAGUUGUGGUCAUUAUUUCUGUGGGUCGUGUUUUACUAAAGAGAUGAAGAAGGGUUCAAAAUGCUUCGUAUGUCACAAAGAGACGCAUGGUAGUGCUAAAGUGGCAUCCGAUUUGCAAAAAAUACUAAGCAAGAGAAAAGCCUGA